This is a messenger RNA of Microsporum canis CBS 113480, 3153 nucleotides long. RefSeq lists its product as hypothetical. The transcript has 2 exons. Bases 70 to 3153 code for a protein of 1027 amino acids. Gene Ontology annotation, biological process: exocytosis; Golgi to plasma membrane transport. Lineage: Eukaryota; Fungi; Ascomycota; Eurotiomycetes; Onygenales; Arthrodermataceae. Gene Ontology annotation, cellular component: exocyst. The record is from RefSeq and is a predicted model, not a curated record.
AGCAGAUAAUGAGGUGAAGGACAGCAGGGAAGAAGAGAGAGAGAGAGAGAGAAGAGAUAGACACUCGAGAUGGCUGACGUGCAGUCUCGGGAUGCGGCGCAGUAUUAUAGCCUGCCCGAUCUCUACCCGGAAGAGUGGCCCGCAGAGCUAGACUCCGACAGCGAGGGUGAAGGCGAAGCUCCCUCGAGGAGCGAUGACUACCGCCGUCGGUCACAGAUACGAUACUCUGGCUUGAUUCCCGGCAGGAGAGAUCAGGAGAAGUUCAAGGGUGGCGAUGGCGCAGCGCUGAAGGACGAACCUGACCCCCUGGGAGGGCCGGACACGAUCCUAAGGACGCUGAGGAUACGCGGGCUCCCCGUCGACGAUGAGCGGGUGCGGAAGCAGUUUCUGCUCUCUUCCAAAGGCUUUUCGGCUUCCGAAUUCCUCUCCGCAACCCAGGAGUCAGCCUCGACUCAGUCACUGCUUCAGGGACUCGACUACCUGUCGAGGUCCAUCGAUGAGAAGUCUGCCUCGCUGAAGAUGCUGGUCGAGUCGAAUUUUGAGAGGUUCGUGCGAGUCAAGGCAACGCUGGAUAACGUCUAUACUGAGAUGAAGAAUAAUGGUGGUGAAUCGAAUUCGCGGCUCCACCGAUCACAAUCCGGUGAACACCGCAGGUCAGGAUCCCAGCUAGGCUCCUCGUCCAACACAAGCCUAUGGCGAUCAAAGAGUAAGAUGGCUCUUCGACCAGAUGCACCCAGUUCUGGAAGCUUGACAAACGUUUCGGGCAUCAGUACGCCAUUGGCAGAGGCAUCUGAGCAAGCUAGGGAGCUAUGGAGUGAAGCAUUGAAUGGUCAGCAGCGUGAAGAGGGCUUAAAGUGUAUUUUGGAUGCAGUCGAAAAGCAGCGCGAGUUAUACGAAAUUGGAGGGCAGCUGUCAAAGUCUAUUCAAGAACGCGACUACGCAACCAUCUUUGACCAGUAUAACAGCGCUAGAAGGUUCGCAAACGAGGCAAAGGCUGUUGCAGAACGGGCAGCAUCGACCAAGCAGCAACUAAGGGACGACCAGGUUUAUACAAUCUUAGUCACUGGAAGAAUGUGGAUGGACGUUGAAAAACAGAUACAGACAUUCAAGCGUGAUUUAUGGAAACGACUUAGCAACGCGCAGUCCACUUCCCCGAGUGGUACGGGCGGAGUGCAAGCUGAAGAGCAUAUGGAACUUAUAGCCGCCCUUCUCGAACUUGGGGUAGAGGAUAACCCAGUCUGGGUUUGGCUCCUUAGUCGAUAUGACUAUCUAAAGACAAAAAUAACCGUCUUCUGUCAACGAUCGAGGUUUGAGAUCGAAACCCUAAGGCGUAGGCUUGCGGCUGGGAAGAAGCCUGAACCACAGCGUAUUGCUCCCUACCUUCGAACCUCUCUACAAGAAGGUUCAAGAACUAGCAGGCAUAACCUUGAUUCGGAAUCCGUAAUCGAAUUAUGGGAGUGUAUACAUACCUUCCUGAAGAAAUUGCUUUCAGUUCAAGGGGGGAUUCUUGGGGAUGUACUUGGAUUCUGGGACUCAACACAAUCCUUCCUUGAUGGCAGUAAGCAAAGACUCUUGCCCGCCGGAUUCGAAGGUGAGAGCCGAAAACAUCACCGCUUAUCUGCCAACGGCGUGAAUGACCUCAAAGAUGGUAUCAUCGAGCUUAUGGGCCUGAUUCGUGACAAUGUGGUCUCUGUUUUUGCCGAACCUCCCCCAGAAGAUUUGGUUUCCCUUAUCCCUUCUUCUCAACCAACAAGUCCAACUGUACCCUUUGUUGGUUUAACAUCGGAGUCUCGCUCCAUGGUCGAUCCACAUAAUAUCCCUCCUGUUCCAGAGAAAACGGGCCAACCCUGGGAUGAUUUCGCAUUUUGGCCGCCUUACUCCAACUCUCUAAGCGGAGUGCACUACCUUGGCGAAUUUUUGAUACUAAUAGGGACUGCUGCAAGUGAAAUGGCCGCCCUAAGCCCUAUAUCAGGCCACAGCGGUUCAUACGAUAGACUCAAACUCCUUGUGGGCGGGACCCGUGAAAGAUGUGCUCGUGCCGCAUGUGCCGCAUGGAACAGCGAUGCCGAAUUAUGCAAAUAUCUUGAAGACUGGACGCGACACCCAUCAAUUAAAAGCUUGAGUAAAAUGCCUAGCCAUUUUAUGACAUUUGAGUCCUCGAUCCUUUCAGGUAUGCAGAAAAUAUUAUAUAUUUCUGAAUCAAUGAAGCCCGGUGCGGUAGAUGUUGUUACACCUCCGCCAGCGAAGCUCCUCCAGAUGGUGAGGACGCAGUUUGUGGCUAGCGUAUACAAAGCCUUGAGUGGCCUUGUUGAGAAUGCAGAGCACCCAGUCAACGUUGAUAAUGAUGUUGAAUGGGUACUUCCCAGCCCUGAAGCUACAGCUACAGGGCCAGAUGUUCAUUCAUCAGUCUUCGCAAGCGGAGGAGUUGACUCCAAAAACAGGAACGUCCGUAUACUUUUGACCCUAUCAAACCUCAAAGCUCUUCGCGCUGAACACGUACCCCAACUCAUCGCUACGUUCGAAUCAUCAUUUGCCGUAAAGCUAACAGACGAAUCAAAAACUAUCCAAGAUGUACUUGGUCAAAUUGACACUCGCCUGUUCCAAUCAUAUGUGAAGCCAAUAGUCGACAGCCUAAAACAAACCAUCCUUGACGGAAUAGCAUCUCCUGAUUGGGUUCCAGCAAAUAGCCGCCCAGAUCAGAUUCGACCAUAUGUAUAUUCAAUCAUGCUCUCACUCGUGAUGGUUCACAAUGAGGUCUCUACUACCCUACCAAUAGGAGGCCCAACAACUCCUCAGCCAUCGUCCUCAUCCAACCUAACAUAUAAAAUUUUGGCCGAACUACUUACACAGGUCUCCAGUGCUCUUCUGGAGGCAUUCAUGGGACGGCCUCAAUAUACUCUACCCGCUCUCAUGCAAGCUACUUUGGAUACAGAGUUUAUUGCUCAAACAUUGUCUCAGUAUUCCACCGAUGCAGCAUCCAAGGUGCAAGGCCAGAUAUAUCUCGAGUUAGACCGCAGGACGACUAAUGAUGCUCGUGCAAAGCUGCAAGCAGAACUCGGGGAGAUGCGUGGUGUAUUGAAGAGGCUGAGGGAGGCAACUCGUGGAGAAUUCGCAUGUUUCAGAAAACCAAAGAAUCCCAGUUCCUCCAAAUAG